Lepus europaeus (European hare) is the source of this 2796-nucleotide messenger RNA. It is a transcript of the gene CPT1C, whose product is annotated as carnitine palmitoyltransferase 1C. Gene Ontology annotation, molecular function: carnitine O-palmitoyltransferase activity. Gene Ontology annotation, cellular component: mitochondrion. The record is from RefSeq and is a predicted model, not a curated record. The transcript is spliced from 19 exons. The coding region runs from base 237 to 2651 and encodes 804 amino acids. NCBI's taxonomy places the organism in Eukaryota, Metazoa, Chordata, Mammalia, Lagomorpha, Leporidae. Gene Ontology annotation, biological process: fatty acid metabolic process; carnitine metabolic process.
AUACUCGGCCAGGCACACGAGAGGCAGAAAGCGAGGUUUCGGGGUGCCGGCUGGCCCGCGGUGCGCAGGACCUCGGAGGUCCGUGCACCGACUCGUGGCCGUGCCGCACGGAGAUCGGACGUAUGCGAGCUCCAGAACCGGGCCCGGCGCUCAAGCUCGGAGAGAGGGGGGCGUGCUUAGGGCCGGGGCCUGGGGCCCGAGCGGCAGCCCCCUGACGGCCCGGGCUCCCGCACGACAUGGCCGAAGCGCGCCAGGCGGUGAGCUGCCGGUCCUCGCUGACCGCCGACGGGGCGGAGGUGGAGCUGAGCGCCCCGGUGUUGCAGGAGAUCUACCUCUCGGGCCUGCGCUCUUGGAAGAGGCACCUCUGGCGUUUCUGGAAUGACGUUGUCACCGGGGUGUUCCCCGCCAGCCCCUCUAGCUGGCUGUUCCUCUUCAGUGCCAUCCAGCUCGCCUGGCUGCUCCAGCUCGACCCUUCCCUGGGACUGAUGGAGAAGAUCAAGGAGCUGCUGCCGGACUGGGGCGGAGGGCACCACUGCCUCCGGGGCGCCCUGGCGGCCGCGCUGUUUGCCUCCUGCUUGUGGGGAGCCCUGAUCUUCACGCUGCACCUGGCUCUGAGGCUGCUCUUGUCCUAUCACGGCUGGCUUCUGGAAGCCCACGGGGCCAUGUCGUCACCCACCAAGACCUGGCUGGCCCUGGUCCGCAUCUUCUCCGGCCGCCACCCCAUGCUCUUCAGUUACCAGCGCUCCCUGCCGCGCCAGCCGGUGCCCUCUGUGCAAGACACCGUGCGCAAGUACCUGGAGUCUGUCCGGCCCGUGCUGUCCGACGAGGACUUCGACUGGACGGCGGUCCUGGCGCAGGAGUUCCUGAAGCUGCAGGCCUCGCUGCUGCAGUGGUACCUGCGCCUCAAGUCCUGGUGGGCGUCCAAUUACGUCAGCGAUUGGUGGGAAGAGUUUGUGUACCUGCGCUCCCGCAACUCACUGAUGGUGAACAGCAACUAUUACCUGAUGGACUUCCUGUACGUGACACCCACGCCGCUGCAGGCAGCUCGGGCCGGGAACGCCGUCCACGCCCUCCUCCUGUACCGCCACCGCCUGAACCGGCAGGAGAUCCCCCCGACGCUGCUGCUGGGCAUGCGCCCGCUGUGCUCUGCUCAGUUUCAGAAGAUCUUCAACACCACGCGGGUCCCCGGGGUCGACAAAGACUACAUCCGGCACCUCCAGGACAGCCGGCACGUGGCCGUCUUCCACCGCGGCCGCUUCUUCCGCGUGGGCACCCACUCUCCAGCCGGCCUGCUCUCCCCGAGGGCCCUGGAGCAGCAGUUCCAGCGGAUCCUGGAUGACCCCUCGCCUGCCUGCCCCCACGAGGAGCACCUGGCCGCCCUGACGGCGGCGCCCAGGAGUAUGUGGGCCCAGGUGCGGACGUCGGUGCGGACCCGGGCGGCCGAGGCCCUGGAGGCCGUGGAAGGGGCUGCCUUCUUCGUGUCCCUCGACUCGGAGCCCGGGGGGCUCACCAGAGAGAACCCGGCGGCGUCGCUGGAUGCCUACGCCCACGCCCUGCUGGCCGGGCAGGGCCAUGACCGCUGGUUUGACAAAUCCUUCACCCUCAUCGUCUUCUCCAACGGGAAGUUGGGUCUCAGCGUGGAACACUCGUGGGCCGACUGCCCCAUCUCGGGGCACAUGUGGGAGUUCACGCUGGCCACCGAGUGCUUCCAGCUAGGCUACUCUGCGGACGGCCACUGCAAGGGCCGCCCCGACCCCACGCUGCCCCCGCCCCAGCGGCUGCAGUGGGACCUUCCAGACCAGAUCCACCCGUCCAUCUCUCUGGCGCUGAGUGCAGCCAGGACGCUGUCCGGGAGCAUUGACUGCCACGUCUUCCCCUUCUCCCACUUCGGCAAGAGCUUCAUCCGGCGCUGCCACCUCUCUUCCGACAGCUUCAUCCAGAUGGCCUUGCAGCUGGCCCACUUCCGGGACAGGGGUCAGUUCUGUCUGACUUACGAGUCGGCCAUGACACGCUUGUUCCUGGAAGGCCGGACGGAGACGGUGCGGUGUUGCACGAGGGAGGCCUGUGACUUCGUGAGGGCCAUGGAGGACAAGGAGAAGACGGACCCUCAGUGCCUCGCCCUGUUCCGCACCGCGGUGGACAAGCACCAGGCGCUGCUGAAGGCGGCGAUGACCGGGCAGGGGGCCGACCGCCACCUCUUCGCACUCUACAUCGUCUCGCGAUUCCUGCACCUGCAGUCUCCCUUCCUGGCCCAGGUUCACUCGGAGCAGUGGCACCUGUCCACCAGCCAGGUCCCUGUGCAGCAGAUGCACCUGUUUGACUUUCACAAUUACCCCGACUACGUUUCCUCGGGAGGUGGAUUCGGGCCUGCUGAUGACCACGGCUACGGGGUUUCCUACAUCUUCAUGGGGGACGACAGGAUCACCUUCCACAUCUCCAGCAGGAAGUCAAGCACAAAAACGGACUCCCACCGGCUGGGGCAGCACAUCGAGAAUGCCUUGUUGGACGUGGCCUCCCUGUUCCAGGCAGGGCGGAGUCCGAAGCGCCGGUUCCGAGGUUCGGGGGAGACGGACUCAGGGCCCAGGUGUGGCAUCCUCUCCAGCCAGAUUGUGGACGACUCCAAGGUACCCACGGCGCCCAGCAGCCUCUGAGCCCUGCUGGCAGGGAGCUGGUCUCCCUCAGGAACAAGGAUCCCGCAGCUGGGCUGGGGCAGGACGGGGCAGCCCGUUGGGCAGUCCGUCCCACAUCUGGGCCAAUAAAGCUGUGAGCGCUGCGUGUGUGGUGUCCACCAUGCUC